This is a messenger RNA of Impatiens glandulifera, 1464 nucleotides long. Its product is annotated as aspartic proteinase A1-like. The record is from RefSeq and is a predicted model, not a curated record. The transcript has 12 exons. Gene Ontology annotation, molecular function: aspartic-type endopeptidase activity. Gene Ontology annotation, biological process: proteolysis; lipid metabolic process. NCBI's taxonomy places the organism in Eukaryota, Viridiplantae, Streptophyta, Magnoliopsida, Ericales, Balsaminaceae. Bases 1 to 1464 code for a protein of 487 amino acids.
AUGGGAACAAAGUUUAGAGCAGCAGUUAUCACUUUUUUUCUUUCAUCCAUCCUUCUUCAUCUGGUGUUUUCUGAAUCCAACGAUGGAAUCGUUAGAAUUGGACUGAAAAAGUUUAAGUUAGAUGAAAACAACAGGAUCCCUGCUCGACUUAUCCCGCAUAUACCGUAUUCUAAAAAAGGCAUUGUAAGGCUAAAGAAUUACAAGAAUAUACAGUACUAUGGUGAGAUUUCAAUCGGCACACCACCACAGAAAUUUACUGUGCAAUUUGAUACAGGAAGCUCUAAUCUGUGGAUACCUUCCUCAGAGUGCUACUACGAUUCUCGUGCGUGUAAUUAUCAUUCUAAAUACUAUGCCCAUCAAUCAAGAACAUAUAAAGUGAACGAAACAAAUGUUGAGAUACACUAUGAAUCAGGUUCAAUAUCUGGCCAUUUUAGCCAAGACAAUGUUUUAGUUGGUGGUUUAAAAAUUAAGAAUCAGGACUUCAUUGAAGCAACAAGACUGUCCGGUGUUGUGUUUAAGUUUACCAAGUUUGAUGGUGUUCUUGGCCUUGGAUUUCAGGAGAUAUCAGAUGGAUAUGCUGUUCCAGUAUUGUACAACAUGAUGAACCAAGGUCUUAUUCGAAAUAAAAUUUUUUCAUUUUGGCUGAAUAGAAAUAAAAAAGAAGAGGAAGGAGGUGAACUUGUGUUUGGUAGGAUUGAUCCAAAGCAUCACAAGGGGAACCAUACUUAUGUCCCUGUGACCCGCAAGGGUUAUUGGCAGGUUGGGAAAUUUAUAUACAUAUUUUUAACUUUUAUGGUUGUUUCAUUUAUAACCUUAUCGUCAACGAAUAGAUCUGGUUGUUCUAUAAUUGCGGAUUCUGGAACUUCUUUGUUGUCAGGUCCAAAAGCUGUGAUUACCAUGAUAAACCAUGAAAUUGGAGUCACCCGAGUAAUGAACUAUAGAUGCAAGUCAAUCGUUAGAGUGAAUAGUCAAAACAUUCUGAACAAGCUCCUAGUAAAGAUUUCGCUAUUUUUGUUGUUGAAAUAUCAACAUGAGGAUAUUUGUUCCCUAAUUGGAUUAUGCCCAGUAGAUAGAAAUACAACAGAUUAUUUCUCUAUGUGCGAUACUUGUGAAAUGAUUGUGGUGUGGAUGGAGAGUCAGCUUUGGAGGAAUCAAACAGAAAAUGCUAUUUUAAACUAUGUUGAUAAACUCUGUAAUUCGUUGCCAAGACCAGAUGAACAUUCAUAUGUGGAUUGUUUGCGAAUUUCCUCCAUGCCUAUAGUUUCGUUUUUAAUUGGUGAUAGAGAUUUUACACUCUCGCCUAAGGAGUAUAUAAUGAAGAUGGUAAAAGGUGAUUCCACUUAUUGCACAAGUGGCUUUAUUUCUGGAGGACCUAUCUGGGUUUUGGGAGACAUAUUCUUGAGUCGUUACCACACCGUAUUUGACUAUGGAGGAAAUAGAGUUGGAUUUGCAGAUGCUGCAUAA